Messenger RNA from Pediculus humanus corporis (human body louse), 225 nucleotides. RefSeq lists its product as uncharacterized. The coding region runs from base 1 to 225 and encodes 74 amino acids. The record is from RefSeq and is a predicted model, not a curated record. Lineage: Eukaryota; Metazoa; Arthropoda; Insecta; Psocodea; Pediculidae. The transcript is spliced from 2 exons.
AUGGUCACUGGCGUGUCUUCAAGUACCGUAACUGGAAUGAGGACUUCAGGGCGUUCACCCGUUCACGAAGAAGUCAAAGCCAAGCCUAAACAAGAUUCUUUCCCGUCUCAGUACGAAAGAGAACCAACUGUUACAAUGAAAAUAUUGAUUACUUUUCUCGGUCUAAAUAAAGCGCUGAGAGCGCAGCACGACGCUUCUUUUCCAAAGAAAACAGUAGGAACGUAA